GGCACUGUUCGAAGAAUUAUUAUCGAGAAUCCUGAUCAGGAGCCGUUAUCCCCAUUUCUUCGAGGGGGGAAUUUCUGUCCUGGAAAUAAUGUCAUCUACGAAAAGACAAUAAGAAAAUACGAGCUAUUAAAUCCCCUCCAAGAGAAGCAGUAUCAGUUUUCCCAGCAAUGCCAGAUCCCCCAACCAGCCGAUCAGUGCCCCGUGGCCCAGCUCUGCCAGCGCUCCGAGCAGGCCCAAGUCACGCGCCAGUGCCAGCAGACACAGACCGGUAGCCCCUGUGAAACAAUCCCAGUCUCUGUGAACUGCUCUCAGGAAAACCGGGACCAGCUGGACUGCCGCUUCUUCGGUGAGCUCCUGGCUGAACUGAACCGCAAGACCAACGACUUGCACAGCUGCUUACUACAGCACGUGGAGAAGAUAGGAGGAAGUAAAUUGACUGAAUUUGAACCAGCUAGGUUUGACUCUACAGAAGAUAUUGAAGAUUUAAUCCCCAAAGGACUGUCUGAAGCAACAAAGCAGCAGAUUCGUUAUCUCCUCCAGAUGAGAGCGACGUCAGAUAAAUCGUUGAGACUCGUGCUUUCCACUUUCAAAAACUUACGUGAAGAGCUCUGCCAUUUGCAGGAUGACCUGGGGAAGUUGGAGAUGGACAACGCCUUACUUCGGAAGGAUCUGGCGUUUAAAGAGUCUCAAGUAAAAGAAUAUGAAACUCUGUUGAUGUCCCUGAGAGAGAACAAUCGUCAGCAGCAGCAAGGACUCCGGGAGAGCACGGCAAAGUGCCGCUCUCUGGAAGAACAGCUCCUCUCCCUCCGGCUGGGCGAGGGAGAGAAGGACUGUCAGCUGAAGGAGCUGGAGUACUGCAAGCGUGCCUUGGAGCAAGAGAUCCAGAGCCUUAAACUGCAGGUAACAGCUCGCUUGAGCUGCUCUAAUCCAGCACUGCAGACCACCACCGACGAGCUCUCCAGCCGCUACGUCGAGAUGAUCAACAGCCUGCGGGAGGAUAAGGAUCGUGAGAUCCGCACCCUCAGGAACCAGCUGUGCCAGUUCCAGCAAGACAUGUCAAGGAGAGAAGGAAGCAACAGUGACUUGCAAAUGAGGCUGCAUGAACUGACAUCGAUGCUGGAGGAGAAAGAUGCUUUUAUUAAACAGCAGCAAGAGGACCUCUUCAGACUGCAGCAGGAGAAGUUAUCAGGCAGCCAGUCCCCUGGUGUGACAGCCAUCAUCACAAAGAAGUACAGGAAUCAGUAUCCUAUUCUGGGCCUCUUGUCUGACGACUACAAGGUUACGUCACCAGUCAGUAAAUCACAGACGAUUGUAAUUGAGAGGACGGGAGAGCUAUGGAAACAUGGCCCAGUCGUGCUGCCAGCCCGAGUGCAAGGGGAGGGCGCGAAGGAUCGGCACGGCCAGCUCCCCCCACCUAUCUCAGCCACGGAAUCCGGAAUGAAAGAAAUGGCACAGCCGCCAGAGCUGCGCAAGGAGCUGGCACUGCUGCGACUGCUUCGCUUUCUGCUACUCUGCAUCAGGAAAGGGGUCAGUGAGACAGGCGGGGGGACACGGGAAGGACACGGAAGCGCCAAGGUGACAUAA
Molecule: messenger RNA, 1584 nt
Organism: Eurypyga helias (sunbittern)
Lineage: Eukaryota; Metazoa; Chordata; Aves; Eurypygiformes; Eurypygidae
Gene: POF1B
Product: premature ovarian failure, 1B
Exons: 15
Biological process (GO): actin filament organization; epithelial cell morphogenesis; bicellular tight junction assembly
Cellular component (GO): actin filament; bicellular tight junction; adherens junction
Molecular function (GO): actin filament binding
Source: RefSeq, a predicted model, not a curated record